UCAAACUUAUAUUUUCAAAAACUUUGGAGACUUCGAAACUACAUCAGCCCUCCGCUGUAAUCCGAGGAAGACGUAUUUUACAAGAACAGACUUAACAUACAGAAGUUACACAAUGAGUUCUAGCCUUUCAUCAGACACGCAAGCCAACAUGGCGCUCUCACUGCCAGUUAAUGGUGUCUACUCUGGCUAUCCACCCAAGGUAUCAUGCAGUAUGUCUUUCUGGGCGAGUAAUCAUGGUUGCCAUUUGAAUCUCAGAGGCGAGUCGAGCGAAAGAGCAUCACAGUCAGCAGGACUUAUGCAAAGGCCAAGCACAUCAAAAGAAGCAAAGGCAGCUGGUGAGAGUUCCAUGAUUUUUCACGCAGCCCCAUCAGCGUUACCUUACAGUCUGUUUCCAAGUCACCACCGGUAUCUCCCAUCCAACGCCAUCCACGCAGCUAUAUUCCCUGGUGACCUGUAUCCAAGCUACCCACCUAUGCCUCCAGUAUUUAGCAGUGGUUUGCCAAUCAUGCCAAGGGCUUCAUACCCAUCCUGUCCACCGUUCCUGAAACCAUCUUCAAGCACUAGGGGUGGGUACGAUACCCUAUCGCAAUAUGACUCCAAUCCAGAGGGGCCUAAGAACUGUCAUAUCUGUGGCAAGACGUACGCGAGACUUUCAACCCUCAGGCUCCAUCUCAGGACACAUAGCGGUGUAAAGCCGUACCAGUGUAUGGUAUGUCUUAAGUCUUUCACACAAGCUGCCAACCUCACUGCCCACUUUCGUAUACAUUCCGGUGAAAAGCCAUUUAAGUGUAGGGUAUGUGAGCGACAGUUCUCGCAGUCAUCUUCGGUUACAACGCACAUGCGCACUCACAACGGUGAACGACCAUAUAAAUGUAAAGUGUGUUGUAAAGCUUUUGCUGACAGCUCAACAUUGACCAAGCACGUUCGUACGCAUACCGGAGAAAAACCAUACCAAUGUGAAAUUUGCUUACAGAGAUUUUCCCAAUCAGGAAACAUGAACCGUCACAAACGCAUCCAUAACGAAAUAUAA
This is a messenger RNA of Actinia tenebrosa (Australian red waratah sea anemone), 1030 nucleotides long. RefSeq lists its product as uncharacterized. The record is from RefSeq and is a predicted model, not a curated record. Gene Ontology annotation, biological process: regulation of transcription by RNA polymerase II. Gene Ontology annotation, molecular function: DNA-binding transcription factor activity, RNA polymerase II-specific; RNA polymerase II cis-regulatory region sequence-specific DNA binding. NCBI's taxonomy places the organism in Eukaryota, Metazoa, Cnidaria, Anthozoa, Actiniaria, Actiniidae.